Messenger RNA from Apaloderma vittatum (bar-tailed trogon), 608 nucleotides. RefSeq names its product dimethylaniline monooxygenase [N-oxide-forming] 5-like. The transcript has 5 exons. The record is from RefSeq and is a predicted model, not a curated record. The annotation marks the transcript as partial. Gene Ontology annotation, molecular function: NADP binding; flavin adenine dinucleotide binding; N,N-dimethylaniline monooxygenase activity. Lineage: Eukaryota; Metazoa; Chordata; Aves; Trogoniformes; Trogonidae.
CCACUGAGCACCUUCCCAGGAAUUGAGAAGUUCAAAGGCCGCUAUCUCCACAGCCGAGACUACAAGGACUCUCGGGAUUUCACAGACAAGAGGGUCAUUGUUGUCGGGAUCGGGAAUUCGGGGUCUGACCUGGCUGUGGAGAUCAGCCAAGCAGCCAAGCAGGUCUUCCUCAGUACCCGCCGAGGCGCAUGGAUCUUCAACCGUGUCGGAGAUCAUGGCUACCCCCUCGAUAUUGUCUUCACCACCCGCAUGAAAACAUUCCUGAAGGACCUGCUGAGCGUGUCCAUGGUGAACGACUUUGUGGAGAAGCAGCUGAAUGCCAGGUUCAACCACUCGCACUACGGCCUGAAGCCAAAGCACAGGGUCUUUGACCAACAUCCGACCGUCAAUGACGACCUGCCCAACCGCAUCAUUUCGGGCAGGGUGCGGGUGAAGCCGAACAUCCAGGAGUUCACGGAGACAUCGGCCAUCUUCGAGGACGGCACCAGGGAAGACAUUGACGCCGUGGUCUUUGCCACAGGAUACCGCUUCUCCUGGCUGAACAAGCUGCCCCCCCAGUAUGACAUGGAGGCUGACAUCAAGCAGAAGAAAGAAGCGAUGGCAAAACG